AUGCCAGAGAAACGUGAAGGAGCGACUUCAUUUGUUUAUAACAAUCAUAUGACUAUAGCUGGGGGUUACCGUGGUGGGUCUGGCAUUGUUGAUGAUAUGAUUAGAAUGAAUAUUGAUCCAAACUCUGAUCUCUCAACACACUGGAGUGGCUGUCCUGUUGAACUACCUGAUAAGUUGCAAUACCACAGCAGUGUGCUGUAUAAUGAUCAGUUGAUAGUCUCUGGAGGUCAAACUGAUGGAAAGAUGGCAUGUGACCAGAUCAGAGCAGUCCAGCUUGUUCCUCCCUAUACUGUGACGCCCUUACCAAGAAUGCCAGAACAAAGAAAGCAUCACAGCAUGGAAAUAUUUGAUGAUAAUUUGUUGAUAGUUGGUGGAAGUACAACUGGCAAUUACAAAGACAACCUUAGCAGUGUCGUACUGUACGAUAUAAAGAAGAAUGAGCUGAAACAGAAUGAGCUGAAACCACUGCCGUAUGAAGUGAGUCGCAUGGCGACUGUGAGAUGGGGAGCUGAAAACAUCGUUGUUAUUGGUGGCGAAGACAAACAACACCAGCCAUUAGAUGCGGUUAUCAUUUACAAUGUCAAGACAGAACAAAGUCACAUGCUGCCAUCGAUGAAAUAUAAAAGGUAUGGAUGCACUGCAGUUGUUAUCAAACAUAACAUUGUAGUUCUGGGAGGGUUUGGUGAACAACAUCAGAUCGUGAAGUCAGUUGAAGGUUUCAACUUUGAAAGUUAUUCUUGGGAAGACCUUCCAGAAAUGUCUGUGGCAAGAGGCAAUCACACUGCUGUUGUUGUGUGA
This is a messenger RNA of Dendronephthya gigantea, 798 nucleotides long. Its product is annotated as kelch-like protein 40b. The transcript has a single exon. NCBI's taxonomy places the organism in Eukaryota, Metazoa, Cnidaria, Anthozoa, Malacalcyonacea, Nephtheidae. The coding region runs from base 1 to 798 and encodes 265 amino acids. The record is from RefSeq and is a predicted model, not a curated record. Gene Ontology annotation, molecular function: protein binding.